AUGGCCCUGCGGCACGCUGGCGAGGAGCGCCGCCCGGCGUGGCCCCCUGCCGCAGGGCCCGGCGCUGGUUGCGGCGAGCCUGGCGCGGGCGUGGAGCAACCCGCCAAGCGGGAGGCCACGCCGCCACUGGCGCGGAGGCCCCCGCCCGCCGGGGCGGCGCGGGGCGCGCCGCCGGCCACUUGCAGCUGGCAAGCCGGCAACGUGGGGCGCAAUCUGGAGAGGCUUAUGUUCGAGGACGACGACAGCAGGCCUUCCCACCAGGUCUCGCAGAGCAAGGUGCUCGUCGAGCUGCUGGACUCUCCGCCGGCGGGGUGCGCUCGCCCCUGCCAGCAGGGGGAGUGGCGCUGGCGGCGGGGCGCGCCGCCGCACGAGCCGGAGUUGCCCCCCGCGCGGCCGACGAGGCCUCUUGGCGCGGUGUUCUGGGUGGAGGACGACGAGGUUACGCCACGGAGGCCCCCCAGGCGGGAGGUCGCCGCGGCACGGGCAGCGCCGCGCUCUUCCGGCGAGGUGCGCGCCGCCGCGGGGCGGCUGGCCGUCUGGUACGUCGAGGAGCCGGGGCAUGGCGACCAGCAGAAGCUGCGGCGGCUGGACCCCGAGGAGGAGGCGCACCUCAGCGGCUGCCUCGGGAGCGCGCUGGCGCGGACGCGGUCGCUGAACGGCGCCGUGCUGGGCUCGGGCGCCUCCUCCGCCCUCGAGCUCUACGCCGCGUUCCAGCGCGCGCUCGGAGGCGGGGACAUCGGCGGCCUCCGCUGCGUACCGCUCGACGCCGCCGUGGCGCGGCGGCUGCCCCCAGACCUGCUGGGCGACCCCCGCGUGACGGCCACGCGCAUGGUCUCGGUGAGAUCCCGGGCCAAUAGCGACGGGGUGCUUGCGGGUGCCGCGCUGCACCGCGCCAAGGGCGUCGUGGAGGACCUCCUUCGCAGCAACGAGCCGGCGAUCUUCAAGAUAGGCAUCACGUGCAGCCCCCUCGCGCGCUGGGCUGCCUACGACGCGGAGGGAUACGCUCAGUUUCACCUGCUGCUCUGUUCCGAGGAGCCUGGCGCCGUACAGAUGCUGGAGGCCGCCCUGAUCGACGCGUUCCAGUCGCGCGUCGGGUGCCGGAACGUUGCCCGCGGAGGCGAGGGGCCCGUCGGCCGAGCGCCGCACUUCACCUACCUGGCGCUGGCGCCCUGCGGGGACGGCGUGGGGCUCGCGCGCAAGCGCCCCCGCCUCGAGGCGGCCAGGAGGAACAAGGGCUCCCUGGACUCCCCCGACUCCCUGGACUCCCCGGACUUCACGGACUCAUCCCCAGAUUCCAUGGUCUGCCCGGACUCCCCGAAUUCCCCGGACUCCCUGGACUCCCCAGAUCCCCCGGACUCGACCCAGAAGCGCACCGCUCUCCCAGAGGAGGACACAUCAGGGCAGGGGGUCCUACCAGCUGACCUCGGCCUGCCUGCGAACGGCCAGCCAUUCGUGCUGAGAGGCAGGCCGGGCCUGGGAAUGGCGGGCGCCGAGAGGCGCGCCGUCGGCAGCUGCCCUGUGCGCGCCCACGCCGACGUGGCGAAACACGACCGUGCUCUGGCCUCGCGCCUGUGGUGCAGCCUGAACCGCUCGGCGCGGCCGCCGUGCGGGCCCGCGUCCGAAGCGCGGUCGGGCAGCCCGCUGGGCUCCGGGCAGCAGAGCGCGGCGCGCCUGCGGCGGCCUGCCGCCGAGAUCGGACGCCAUGGGGCAGGCGGCAGCGCGGCGCACCGCAGGCCGCUGGGAUACACCCACGCCCUGGUCCAAGAGAGGGUCACGACGGCCGCUGAUCCCAUGGGACACCUGCAGAACGCCAUCAUGUUUGGCGGACGCGACUGCGGGGGCGACGGCCUGGAACGAGAGCCCGACGGAGGCAGGCUGGACGGAGCCACCGGCCUCCAGCUCCGCCAGCUCCGCCGCGGAGUUAACUCCCACGCGCUGCCCGGGGCCUUCCGCAGCAGCGCCUGCCGGAGCUGGAGAGGCAGCGGCAGCAGCAGGGGUGAGAUCAUCAGCGACCCCGUCAUGCGGGAGUGGAUGGCCACGUGGAACAAGAUCGAGAAACGUGACAGCCUGGUGGUGUCCAGGAAGGAGUGGUGCAAUUGCGGCUUGGACACUGGACUCUUCGAUGGCAUACCUAAGAAGAGCAAGGCCUCUUUAGCACAGGCGGAGUGGGCGAAGCUGUUUGAGAAAAUCGACACGGAUGCCAGCGGCACCAUAAGGAAGCAAGAGUGGGUUCAGCAUGCCAAUGCCCCCACCGACCAGGGUGGGCUCGCGGAGCAUGCCACGGCGAGUGCGCAGGGAGUUCAGCUAUCGAGAUGCGUUGAGGCGGCCAAGCAGACGUGGGGCUCCGAGGGCGGCGGCACGUCUGGGCAGGAGACGUGGACAACCCAUAAAUGGCUGGGUAAGUCCAUGAUAAGCCCCAUCGUCGCCAGUGCACUAAAUUACCCGAUCUCUCCUGAGCCACCUCCUACGCUGCAGCUUCUGUUCAUGAAGUCUCUGGCAGAGAAGGGCACCCGAGAUGUGAUACUGGAGCUGCUGCGAAGCCAGCUCGUGCUCGAAUCAAUGGCGGACGAGAUCUGGAAGGAGCUGCGGGUGCUCAAAGAAGCGAGAGCUGCCACAGCAGAAGAGCUGAAUGGCAAGUUCGCCCAAGACGCGAAGUUCAAGAUGGCGUUUGGUGGUCUGAACGUCUUCUACGGUGGCCUCGAAGCUCUCAUUGGCUCGCCCAGCGCCAGAGUCCUGCAGGCCAUGCGGCACGAGCACUGCGAGGAGAAAGACUCGUCGGAGAAGUUCACCACGGGGAACUACGGCAUCACAACCACGUCUAUGACAGAAUGGCUAUUCGUAGCCAGCCCGGAGGGCGGGCCCGAACAGGUGAGUCUGCAGCAGUGGCCACAGGAGCAGAAGUUGCUGGACUCGGGCGACCUCGCGAAGUGCCGAAGGAUGCGCUCCUCUGCAGAGCUGGACCUGAUCCUGGAUGGCCUCAACUCGAAGCUGGAGAAAGCUGAUCAUGUCACAUUGAUGCGAGAGGAGAUGCUAGGCGGUGUGCUCUACACCGGCCCUCUCUUCGUGAAGUACAAUGCGGUGAACCGCGGCGGCGCUCUCAAUGUCCAGCAGAGCGAUUACGCCAAGACGCAGUUCCAGGAAUUAUGCUUAAGCAAUCGGUACGUGACGACUAUUCACGCCAUCAAUUCUUGCAUCGUGAAGCUUAGCAAGCUCCAGAAGGCUGUGACGGUGUACAGAGGAUUCGUCGAUGGAGUGUUGCCUGAUGAGUUUUGGGAGGAGAACCAAGAUGGUGUCCGCGGCGGCGUGGAAUUCGGGUUCAUGAGUACCACAGUGGAGAAGGAGGUCGCGCUCUCUUACGCCAAAGGUGGCGGAUCACAGUACCCGCACGAGAAAGAGAUCUGCUUCGCUCCGCUGACAGGGAUCGAGGUGGUCUCGGGUCGGGUGGAGGCAUCGGUGCUCGUCGUGCAGACGCGCUUGGACGUGAAUCUGACCGCUCUCACGAUCGAGCAGGUGAUCGCCAAGCGGAAGCACGUCAUGGAGGAUAUGUUGCGGAACUUGAAGCGCGAGGUUACCCAGAGUCUCGCUGGUGUUCCCUGGCAAGACCUGUUGCAGGAGCUGGGCGUCGGCAAGGCUUUCCAGGAUGCGGUGGAGCAGCAUGCAUGCGACGAGCUGGACCUUGUUUUCACCACCAGCUCGAAGAAGGAUUUCAACAAGGAUGAAGUCUUCCAGAGUGCUGUGCGAGAGCUUCUAGGGGUGUCUGGAGCGGUCCGGCACCAGCGGGCAGAGCUGCUCGAGGCGCUCGCGGACAAGUCGCGGGGCGCCACGGCCGGGGAGCCGCCGCUGGCGUCCAGGCUCCGGGAGCGCGCUGCCGUGCUGCGGGCCGACGAGGCGGUGAUGCAGGUGGUGGCAUGGCACUACUUGCCCUGCCCGAGAGGCAAGGACUCCCACGGCCCUAAGAGCGGAGGUUUCCUGACCGAGCUCGGCUUGGUGAGCCGCGAUGAUGGUGGCAUCGUGGCGUUUGGCGCUGAGACUUACGAGCCGUAUUAUUCGUCCGACGGUCCCCAGCAGACCCGGCUUGCGGAGUGGAAGGACAGCAAUCCAGACCAGCAGAUGCCGCGGGGGCGCCUCGCCAGGGUGAACGGCAGCCGGGAUAUCGCGCAGGCCCUCGCCACCUUCGAGGGGGGCUCCCUGGAGCUGGUAUUCGCGCGACGGCUGACCGUAGAUGAGGUCAUCAACCGGGUCUUGGAUACCUUGCGAGCCUCGGACCUCCCGAUACCAUCACGAGCCCGGCGAAGCGAGCGCACGCUCUCUUUGAAUGCUCACGUGAGCGAGCUCGCCCUCGCAAGCAGCCGGCUGGGCGCGGAGGACGCGAAGGCUUUGGCCGAGGUGCUCAAGGCCAACACCACCAUCACCAGCAUCAAGCUCUACAAAAAUGAGCUGGGUGCGGAGGGGGCCACGGCUCUGGCAGAGGCGUUCAAGGCCAACGCUUCCAUCACCAGCAUCAACCUCGCAGACAAUAAGCUGGGCGCAGAGGGGGCCAAGGCCCUGGCCGAGGCGCUGAAGGUCAAUGCGUCCAUCACCCACAUUGACCUCAGCGGUAAUAUGCUGCGUGCGGAGGGGGCCACGGCCUUGGCCGAGGCGCUCAAGGGCAACGCGUCCAUCACCAGCGUCGACCUCCGCUACAAUGAGCUGGGCACGGAGGGGGCCAAGGCUGUGGCUGAGGCCCUCAAGGUAAACACCUCCAUCACCAAUAUCAACCUCGGUGUCAACAAGAUGGGUGCGGAAGGGGCCAAGGCUCUUUCCGAGGCGCAGCGGCUUAACCCCCGAGUAAAGGUCGUGAAAUGA
Molecule: messenger RNA, 4845 nt
Organism: Prorocentrum cordatum
Lineage: Eukaryota; Dinophyceae; Prorocentrales; Prorocentraceae
Source: the annotation of a GenBank genome assembly